AUGAAUUGCUCAGUUUGUGGAUUAAAUUUUGAGAGAAAAGAUAAAGGAUGUUAGUAAAUGGAAUGUCAACAAUGUAAAUUGAAAUAUCAUCGUUUCUGUUAUGGAUAUAAUAAUUUAGAUGGAGUAUGUGAUCCAUGCUAAGACAUAGCAAAGAAACCAUUAUGUUGUAUAUGUGGAUAGAAGGGUUUAUUAAAACGACUAUCAGAUUAGAGUGGAGUAUAUGUGCAUGUCUCUUGUGCAAUUUUUGCUCCUCAUAUCCAAGUCAUCAAUUAUCAUACAAUGACAUUUGCUACUAAAAGUUAAAUAGACAAAAAAACUAAGGAGAAAUGUACAAAUUGUGGAAAAAGUGGUGCAAACAUUUAAUGCCUAGAUUGUUAAGCUUAUGCUCAUCCUCAUUGCAUUUUUGUAGAAUAAGUGGAAAAGGCAUAAGAAGACAUAGAAACAGAAUAAUGGAUCUUCCAUUUAAAGUUUCAAGCAAAUAAUUAAGAUCCAAAUCAAUUAGAUGUAGAGUCAGGUGAAAUUAAAUGUGAAUUAAAAGAGAUUCAGGAUGCUUUUUACAAUGCUCUUGAUAAGUUUUAAGACAAAUAAAAGAAAAGAGGAAACUAAACACAAUAAUACAAGGAACAUGUAAAAAACACUUUAGAAUCUAUUUUUGAUAAUUAUACAUUACAACAAUGCAAUUAACAAUGGUCAUCAUAAAAUAAGAUAGAAAGUUAUUGCUAAGUGCAUAUGGAAAGUCAUCGUUUAUUUUGUAUAUGUCGUAAAUCUUUGAAUAAUAAAUAAAUGGUAUAAUGUGAUCAUUGUUAUGAAUGGUAUCAUUUUGGAUGUAUUAAACGUAAGAAUGUAAAAGAUGAUAGUUAUAUCUGUGAAGCAUGUAAAGGAUGGAGUGCUAAAAGAACUAAAAUAGAUUUAGAAGAUCCAAAAUUAUUAAACUUUGAAGAUUUAGUUGUUCCUAAAAGUGUUUACAUUUUACAUUUGAUAGACUUACUUCCAUUAUUAUUAUACAUUGAAGCUAUUAUGAAGAGAUUACCAUCUAUUCCAUUAGAUGAAAAUGAUUAUAGAAAUAUCAAAUUCUAUAAACUCUUUUUAGCAUCAUUACCUAUCAAACCAUCUACUGUUAUACAUUUAGAUAAGAUUUUAUUGAAGGAAAAACUAUAAGAAGAAUUAAAAUAGAAAAUGCAUUCAAUCAUACCUACAUAAUUAGAAUAGAGUGAAUUAUUUGCAGAAGAAUUAGUUAAAUCAUUUAAAUUUAAAGGUUAUUAUUUUGAAUUAAGUGAGAAUAAACUUAUUAAAUCUUUUGUUUUAUCAAGAAAAGAUAUAAAAGUAUAAAUUUAAAAAGGAAUUUCUGAAGGAUAUUUAAUGGAAGAUACUUUUAAGAUUCUUAAUGAAAAUAUUGCAGAUAAUUAAAAAAUAUUUAAAUCUCCUAAUGAUAAUUUAGGUUAACUUAUUAAUAGAUACAAAAUGGCAUAAUAAAUCAAAAUUACUUUGAGAUCUUUAUUUGAAGUAGAAAGAAUGUAAAUUGAAUAUCCUAUUAUUGAUAAUCAACUUGAUUUGACUGUUUAUAAAUAAUUAAUCUUGAUUAAGAAUUAAAAAAAUAAACCUAAUAAAAUGAAAUUGAUAGAUUUAAAGAGGAUGGCCAAUCAUAAUAAUGUUACUUUGGGAUGUUUAAAAAUUAUUGAUAAAUUAUUAGAGGAACUCAAUUCAUUAGAAUAAGAGAAUGUUUAGAAUUCUUAUAAAAAAAUAAUAGAAUUUCCAGUCAAUAGUGACAAUCUUAUGAAUUAAUUAUAAUCUUAUUUUGAAUAAGAAUUUAUUGAUGAAUUCAAAGUGGAAUUGGAAUUAAAAAUUGAGAGUUGUUGUAGAUUAACUGAAAAGGAAUAUUCAGGUGUAUAUACUUAUGAAAAUAUCCAAAAGGCUGCUAAGGAUUCUAUUGUUAUAAGAAGUGUAUAUAAUUAAUUAUAAGAAAUUCAUUAAAAAUGUUAAACUUAAAAAAAAGUAACUAUUUAAUUUUGUCAUGAAAUAUUAGAUUUAAUGUAAAAGUGUUAAUUAACUACUAUGUAUAUUGAAAAUCAAAAGACUAAAUUCUUGAAAUUCAGAGAACUCUACAAAAAGUUGAAUGAAUCAAUAACAUUAGAAUAAUUAGAUGAAAUUGAACAUGAAUGUUUUUAACUUGGAUUUGAUAUGGAUGUAGAACAAAGAAGAUAAUAAUUGCUUUAAGCACAAGAGAUUAUUCAAAAUAUAUAACCUAGUUUAUGUGAUUCUUUGGAUGAAUUUAAAAAACUUAAGUCUCUUGAAUUGGAUACAUACAUAAGGUAAACUGAAUAACAAAUUGAUUUUGUGAAGUAAUUAUAUUAUUUGGUAUACAAUUCAUAUGAUACAUUGCCUAAGAUGAUUUAGAAAGUAAAAGAUAUCACAGAUUUAGAUUUUAAUAAUGAAUUAUUAUAUAAAGUAACUAUACCAGAAGUAGUUUAUGAUGAAAUGAAAUAAGUUGUAUAGAAUUUCAGAUAAAUCAAAUGGAGAUGCGAAUGUUAACAAAUAUUAGAUUAAUCAAAUCAAAUGAUGAUUCAAGGGGGUAAUAAAAAAUAUAAUAUAAGUCAAAUAAUACACUUAUUAAAUGCAGAUUCUUAAAUCUAAGAUUCAUUUUACACUUAACAACUUUAGAAGAUAAAGAAGGAAUAUGACAGUUGGAUAAUCAAUUUAUAAGAGUUUGAGAAUUAAUUGGCUGGUCAAGUGGCUCCUCAUUUUAAUUAAUUGAUUAAAUUAAUCAAUAAGAAUCAAUAUUAAGAUAAUAAUUUAUAGACUAAAUUGUGGUAAUAUUAUAUUUAGAUGCUUUGGAUGUAAAAGGCUGCAGAAUUUAUAGAGGCUAAGGCUAAUCCUUAAGCUUACAAGACUUUGAUUUCCUGUGCUACAUAUGCAAAUAUUGAUUAGAAUAAUGUUUUAUUAAUGAAACUUAAAGAACAUCUAUUCAUUAUGGAUGAUUUGGGCAGAAAACUUAAAGAAUAUUAAGAAUAAAGAUUUUUGUGGGUUAAGAGUAGAGAAUAGAUUAAUAAUUUGCAAUCUUAUAAAUCUUACUAUAAGUAUUUGGAGAAUAAACCAGAUGCAGAAUAAAUUAACUAAAUUUAUAUUUAAGCUAAAGAAUAUCCAAUAUUUAAAGUAAAAGAUUUAGCUGAAGAUUUAUAAGAAGUACGUUAAGUGUUACAAUAAUAUAAUGAUUUAGUGUAAAAACAACCAGAUAAUAGUUUAUACAUUUAAUAAUUGUAAAAGAUAAGAACAUAUUAUUGUUGUUGUUUUUUGAAGGUAAAGAAUUUUUGUGUUUAAUUGAUGUACAACAUGAUUAAGUAAUAAUCAUUAAAAUGUUUGAAAUAAUUGAAUCCUACAGAGUAGAUUUUAUAAAGAUUGGAAGAAAUAAAUCUUUUGGUUGCCUUAGGAGGUGAAGAGUGGUUUUAAAAGUUAAGUCUCACUUUCAAAGUGAAAUAGGAGAAUACAAACAAUUCUGAUUUCAAAUUUAUUGAUUGUGUAAGAAUUUAUUAUUAUAUAUUUUUAUAGAGUUUGUCAGAUGAUUUUGAAUGGAUUAGAUGGAUGGAAGAGAGUAGUUAGAAUAUAGGAGAGACUUUUGGUAUUGAAACAAAAAAGUAAUAGAAGGAAUAAAAGAUAAAGAAGAAAAAGUAAUAGAAUUAAUAAGUUCUGGAAGAUAUCACUGAAGAUAUGAGAUAAACACAAAGACUUGAUUUAUAAGUUUGUUUUAAAAAAUGCUCAAAUUGGAAAUAAGUAAAUGAAUAAUAGAUAAGAAAUUUGGAAGCUUAAGUGUUUAUGGAAUAGAGUUUUGAUAAAGAGAAAUAUCUAAAAGAAAUUGAAAAGAUUAAAGUAGUAAUAAAACAAAAUAAAUAAAUAGAGUAAAUAUAUUUAAAUAUAUUUUAUAUAGACUUAAUUAUGAAGAAAUGAAGAAAGCCUAUAAACAAUAUCUCCAUCAAAAGAAAUCAAAUAGUUAACAUACAAGUAGUAAAUAAGCUUUGUAAUUGAAGAGUAUUAAAGUGAUAAAAAAAUAAUCAUAACCAUAAGUUCCUUAAAUUACAAGUGCUUAAAAAUUAAUAUCUUAACAUUCUAUCAAAAGUGAACCAGAUGUUGAAAAGAAAGUCAAACCUGAAAUUCCUAAAUAACCUACUAUUAUUGCUCAACCAAUUCAAAUAGCAAAUGAUGUUCUUUUAUAUAAUCCAGAUGGAUAAAUAGAUACACCUUAUAGAAAAUAAAAAAAUCAAUUGAUGAAUUUAGGAGAGAUUAAUUUAUAAAUUAAGAAAAAAGUUAAUGAUACAAGGGAAUCAUUUCUCAUUAAACCAUAAUUAUUAACUUAUGAACAUCAUAUGGCUUAACAUUUUCCAAAAACUGAAAAUCUUACAAUUACUUGUGAUACAUUCUCACCUGUUAAAGAAGUUAUGGAAUAUUUUACAUAGAGGAAAUCAGGUCAAUUUAGAAUGAUGAUUGGUUGGUUAUAUUCAAAAGAUCUUAAUGUUGCUGGAGAUUUAUUUAAAUUAGCAGAUAAAUUGAAACAUUCUAAAUAAUGUGUUGGAACUAAAUAAGGUGAUGUUGGAUUGACAUUGAUUUAUUAUGAUUACUUGAAUAAACUUAAGCCUACAACUAAAUGGAUUAUAAUGAAAGAAGAAUUAGAGUAAGAAAUUUUUAUAUAUAUUUUAGGAAUCAAUUAAUAAUGGAUAGCUUAAAUAAAUAUCAUAAUUUAGAGAAAUUUAAACCACAUUUAUGUUUCGUGUAUUAUGUUAAAGAUUUCAAAGAAUGUACAAAUACAAUCUUGCCUUAACCAGUUCAAUAUAUUAAUGUAUUGAAGCACAUUCAAUUCAAGAGAGUCAUUGAAAAUCAUAAAUUACAAUAGAAAAAGUAAUAAGGAUAAUUGAUUCCAUCAAAGAAAAAAGAAUUAGAGCCAAUUUCUGAUGAUGAGAAUAAUAAUGGAUUUUAGUAGAAAUAAGAUGUCCAUUCAAUGCUCAUGGAAAUCCCUGGCAUCCUCAGUUUGCUAAAUUAAUGA
Molecule: messenger RNA, 5029 nt
Organism: Paramecium pentaurelia
Lineage: Eukaryota; Ciliophora; Oligohymenophorea; Peniculida; Parameciidae
Source: the annotation of a GenBank genome assembly